Molecule: messenger RNA, 1404 nt
Organism: Symbiodinium sp. CCMP2592
Lineage: Eukaryota; Dinophyceae; Suessiales; Symbiodiniaceae
Source: the annotation of a GenBank genome assembly
AUGCCUACUCCGCUCGGUCCUUGGGACCCGGCCGCUGUGCACCGGGAAGCCAGAGACCCUGGCCCUUCACAUCUUGACUGGGCGACCUCGUUCUACACAACCUGGUCUCAAGUCAACGAGCUUUUCAGCGUAAAGACCAGCGAGGUCUUUGAUGCUGGCUCUGCGGCUUUCGAAUCCCUCUUUUACGCACCACCCCCUGCGCCUCCGCCGCCUCCGCGCCCACGUUCCGCUCCCUUUUGGAACCUUUCCGCCACUGUGCCGGAAGAGCGGGCCGAGCAUAACUCCCUUAUGCACUGGACCAACUCAGCCAGCCUCGUCGCGAAGGCUGGCAUGGUCCCGACGCCUAAAGAUUCGAGCCUGAGCCGCAAGAAGCCUGAUGCCACCUUGGAGGGGGAUGAUUCUUCGGAAGUAUGCGGCGCGAUGUUCGAGCCACAGCCAACGGAAGAGCCUGCUCAUUACGAUUUGUCAAACCUGCGCGUCUAUGGAUCCAUACCUGGCAUGCCAGUAUCAUUUACCAUUUCCGAAUACAACGAGCUAGUGCCACCGUUUUCACCCGCUUCCACAGUAUGCUAUGCGAGACAGGCGCCUGUCUCGCCCGCAUCGACAGUCUACUGCCAUGGUAGACAGGCGCCUGUUUCGCCAGCAUCAACUACCUAUCUCUACGGCCAAGAGCCACCUGCGCACAACAGCGGCCAGGAGGCACCAAGCUCCCCUGCCUCCACCGUGUGUAAUUUCCAGGCUUUCGAGGCUCCGCUGCCCGAGUACGACGGCGGAAAGGUUUUGCCGCGUGAGCCUUGCGACUUCCCCUUGGGCAUAGCAGUUGACGACAGUCGUGGCUGUAUGCCGAUUCAUCCAACUUGGCGUCACUUCUCCCAGGACCGUGGCCGAAGUGGAACCCGCAAAAACUGCGGUGAAGAAUGCUCGUCCCAAUGGUGUGGGCUGUUCAAUGCUUGCAGCUGUUGCCCCGACUCAGUGCCAGAGUCCUGCAGCCGAUGCCAGCAGGCACUCGGAUCGUUCUUGGAUCAUCACUGCCCGAACUGCUCCAAAGCUUUAUGUGUGAAGUGCAUCGAGAAUCUCAACGGCCAGCCUUUUUGCUGCACGUGCGGAGACGAGGAAGCAAACAAGGCAAUGGUCGAGCGCAGGCUGUGGAUGCUCGGGGCAAAACGUUCGGCAACGAAGGCAUUUGCUUUCUUUCUUGGCACAGAUCUCGCUGGUGCAACUGAAACGCAUGCAGCGCCGCAGCCCCGGACAUACUCUUCGACAAAAGAGGCGCCUUUACCUGCUGGGCCGCUGCCACCAUCAUUGCCGUAUGUCUUGGGCCAUCGACGCCGUGCCUCCCAAGCCACAGAAGUGUUCAAGACAUAUUUGCCUGGGGAGAUGCCCUGCAGCCCGAUGGCCCGAUGA